Carcharodon carcharias (great white shark) is the source of this 850-nucleotide messenger RNA. Its product is annotated as polyunsaturated fatty acid lipoxygenase ALOX12-like. The transcript is spliced from 3 exons. Gene Ontology annotation, biological process: linoleic acid metabolic process; lipid oxidation. Lineage: Eukaryota; Metazoa; Chordata; Chondrichthyes; Lamniformes; Lamnidae. Gene Ontology annotation, molecular function: metal ion binding; oxidoreductase activity, acting on single donors with incorporation of molecular oxygen, incorporation of two atoms of oxygen. Bases 54 to 488 code for a protein of 144 amino acids. The record is from RefSeq and is a predicted model, not a curated record.
CUUUGUCACCAAGAUUGUGAUGUAUCACUAGAAGAAUGACAAAGAAGUAGAAGAUGACUUUGAGGUUCAGGCCUGGAUUAAGGAGCUCACUCAAAUUGGAUUUGAAGGCAUUGGAGACAUUAAAAAAUCUGUAUGACUGGGGUGCCUGGGUGCCCAACUUGCCCUGCUCAAUGAGAAAGCCUCCUCCCACUACCAAGGGGGUAGCGACUAUGGAGUACAUCAUGGAAUCACUGCCGGAUGUUAAACAGUCCUGCCUCCAGAUGGCAAUUCUCUGGGCUCUUAAUCACACACCGUGUGUGUGGAAAAUGAAUACACUGUGCGAUUACAAAGAGGAGUGUUUCACUGAAGAUAAUGUGAAGAAAAUCAUCAAAGAAUUUCAGGACGAGCUGAAGAAAAUCGAUUGCCUGAUCCAGGAGCUUAAGGAGAACCUGGUCCUUAAAUACGAGUACCUGCGUCCUGAGAACAUUGAGAACAGAAUCACCAUCUAAUAGGCAGAGUGGCCUUGUUCAUAGAUAGGGCUUGUUCGAUGAGACGGUUUAGAGGGAGCUUACUCUGAAUCUAACCCUGUGCUGUAACCCUCCUGGGAGUGUUUGAUGAGGACAGUGUAGAGGGAGAUUUACUCCCUAUCUUACCCUGUGCCGUACCUGCCCUGAGAGUAUUUGAUGGGAACAGUGGAGAUGGAGCUUUACUUUCUAUCUGACCCUAUGUUGUAGCUGUCUUGGGAGUGUUUGAUGGGUACAUUUCAGGAAAGUGGAGUUGAGAUGGAAAAUCAGCCAUGAAUUUAUUGAAUGACAGACAGGCUCUGUAGCUAACCCAUUGCUUAUCUUUCCUGGGAGUAUCUGAGGAGAAA